UUGAAUAUAAGCAGUCCACGAGAGCACAUCACUCUGUGGUAGAAGAAGAAGACUCUUGCUUGUGGAUUGUGCAAUAUAACAUACUUUUGACAGAAACAGAGUCAGAAGUAAACCGCCACCAUGAGUACGGACGCAGAGAUGGCCGUUUAUGGCAAAGCUGCCAUUUACCUCCGUAAACCAGAGAAGGAGAGAAUUGAGGCUCAGAACAAACCUUUUGAUGCCAAGAGUGCCUGCUACGUGGCUGAUGCCAAAGAGCUGUACCUGAAGGGAACUAUCAUCAAGAAAGAUGGUGGCAAAGUCACUGUCAAAGUCUUGGACACUCAGGAGGAGAGGACAGUCAAAGAAGAAGACGUCUCUCCAAUGAACCCUCCCAAGUUCGACAAAAUUGAGGACAUGGCCAUGAUGACCCACCUCAAUGAAGCCUCUGUGCUGUAUAACCUCAAAGAGCGUUACGCAGCAUGGAUGAUCUAUACCUACUCUGGGUUGUUCUGCGCCACAGUAAAUCCCUACAAGUGGCUCCCAGUGUACGACUCUGAAGUCGUUGCUGCCUAUAGAGGCAAGAAGCGUAUGGAGGCUCCACCCCACAUCUUCUCUGUCUCUGACAACGCUUAUCAGUUCAUGCUUACUGAUAGGGAGAACCAGUCUGUCUUGAUCACUGGAGAAUCUGGUGCCGGAAAGACUGUGAACACCAAGCGUGUCAUCCAGUACUUUGCCACUAUCUCAGUUGGUGGAGAUAAGAAGAAGGAUUCUGGCAAAAUGCAGGGGUCACUGGAGGAUCAAAUUAUUGCAGCCAAUCCCUUGCUGGAGGCUUACGGUAACGCCAAAACUGUGAGGAAUGACAACUCUUCUCGUUUUGGUAAAUUCAUCAGGAUUCAUUUUGGCCAAACUGGUAAACUGGCUAGUGCUGAUAUUGAGACAUAUCUGCUGGAGAAGUCUAGAGUGACAUUCCAGCUUCCUGAUGAGAGAGGUUACCACAUCUUCUACCAGAUGAUGACAAACCACAAGCCAGAGCUGAUUGAAAUGUCCCUCAUCACAACCAACCCCUACGACUUCCCCAUGUGCAGCAUGGGUCAGAUUACUGUGGCCAGCAUUGAUGACAAAGUUGAGCUGGAAGCAACAGAUAAUGCUAUUGACAUCCUGGGCUUCAGUAAUGAGGAGAAGAUGAGCAUCUACAAAAUGACUGGUGCUGUGCUUCAUCAUGGUAACAUGAAGUUCAAGCAGAAGCAGCGUGAGGAGCAAGCUGAGCCUGAUGGCACAGAGGAUGCUGACAAGGUUGCUUACUUGCUGGGUUUGAACUCUGCUGACAUGCUGAAGGCUCUGUGCUAUCCCAGAGUGAAGGUCGGAAAUGAGUAUGUCACCAAGGGACAGACUGUACCUCAGGUGCUGAACUCUGUGACAGCCCUGGCCAAGUCCAUCUAUGAAAAGAUGUUCUUGUGGAUGGUCAUCCGUAUCAACCAGAUGUUGGACACAAAGCAGCAAAGGAAUUUCUUCAUUGGUGUCCUGGAUAUUGCUGGCUUUGAGAUCUUUGAUUUCAACACCUUGGAACAGCUGUGCAUUAACUUCACCAAUGAGAAACUGCAACAGUUUUUCAACCACCACAUGUUCGUCCUGGAGCAAGAGGAGUACAAGAAGGAGGGUAUUGUCUGGGAGUUCAUUGACUUUGGCAUGGACUUGGCUGCCUGCAUUGAGCUUAUUGAAAAGCCCAUGGGCAUCUUCUCCAUCCUUGAAGAGGAGUGCAUGUUCCCCAAGGCAACUGACACAUCCUUCAAGAACAAGCUAUAUGACCAGCAUCUUGGCAAGUGCAAAGCAUUUGAGAAGCCAAAACCUGCCAAGGGCAAGGCCGAGGCCCACUUCUCCCUGGUGCACUAUGCUGGCACUGUGGACUACAACAUCAGUGGCUGGCUGGAUAAGAACAAGGACCCACUGAAUGAGUCUGUGUUGCAACUUUACCAGAAGUCCUCAGUUAAACUGCUGGUUCUUCUGUAUCCUCCUGUAGUUGAAGAGACUGGUGGUGCCAAGAAGGGAGGCAAGAAGAAGGGUGGCUCUAUGCAGACUGUGUCUUCACAGUUCAGGGAGAACUUGGGCAAGCUAAUGACAAACCUGAGAAGCACCCAUCCUCACUUUGUGCGUUGCCUGAUCCCUAAUGAGUCAAAGACUCCAGGCCUGAUGGAGAACUUCUUGGUCAUCCACCAGCUCAGGUGUAACGGUGUGCUGGAGGGUAUCAGAAUCUGCAGAAAAGGUUUCCCCAGCAGAAUCCUCUAUGGUGACUUCAAACAGAGAUACAAGGUACUGAAUGCCAGCGUCAUCCCUGAGGGCCAGUUCAUUGACAACAAGAAGGCUGCUGAGAAACUGCUUGGAUCAAUUGAUAUUGAUCACGACCAGUACAGAUUUGGACACACUAAGGUGUUCUUCAAGGCUGGUCUCCUGGGUACCCUUGAGGAGAUGAGAGAUGAAAAGUUGGCAUCUCUGGUCACCAUGACUCAGGCUGUCUGCCGUGGUUUCCUCAUGAGAAAGGAGUUUGUCAAAAUGAUGGAGAGGAGGGAGUCCAUCUUCACCAUCCAGUACAACAUCCGCUCAUUCAUGAAUGUCAAACACUGGCCAUGGAUGAAGGUGUACUACAAGAUCAAGCCUCUGCUCAAGAGUGCUGAAACUGAGAAGGAGCUGCAGCAGAUGAAGGAGAAUUAUGAGAAGAUGAAAACAGAUCUGGCUACUGCCCUGGCCAAGAAGAAGGAAAUAGAGGAGAAGAUGGUGUCCCUUCUGCAGGAGAAGAAUGAUCUGCAGCUCCAAGUGGCAUCUGAAUCAGAGAAUCUCUCAGAUGCUGAGGAGAGAUGCGAGGGACUUAUCAAGAGCAAGAUUCAGCUGGAGGCCAAACUCAAAGAGGUAACUGAGAGACUGGAGGAUGAAGAGGAAAUCAACGCCGAGCUUACUGGCAAGAAGAGAAAGCUGGAGGAUGAAUGCUCUGAGCUCAAGAAGGAUAUCGAUGACCUGGAGCUUACCUUGGCUAAAGUAGAGAAGGAGAAACAUGCCACUGAGAACAAGGUGAAGAACCUGACUGAAGAGAUGGCUUCUCAAGAUGAGAGCAUCGCUAAGCUGACUAAGGAGAAGAAAGCUCUUCAGGAGGCUCAUCAGCAGACUCUUGAUGACCUCCAGUCUGAGGAAGACAAAGUCAACACUCUGACCAAGUCCAAGACCAAGCUUGAGCAGCAAGUUGAUGAUCUUGAGGGUUCUCUGGAACAAGAGAAGAAGCUUCGUAUGGACCUUGAGAGAGCCAAGAGGAAGCUGGAGGGUGAUCUGAAGCUCGCCCAGGAAUCCAUUAUGGAUCUUGAGAAUGACAAGCAGCAGUCUGAUGAGAAACUGAAAAAGAAAGACUUUGAAACCAGUCAGCUCCUUAGCAAGAUUGAGGAUGAGCAGUCACUGGGUGCCCAGCUUCAGAAGAAGAUCAAGGAGCUUCAGGCUCGUAUUGAAGAGCUGGAGGAGGAGAUUGAGGCUGAGCGUGCUGCUCGUGCCAAGGUUGAGAAGCAGAGAGCUGACCUCUCCAGGGAACUUGAAGAGAUCAGUGAAAGGCUGGAGGAAGCCGGUGGUGCAACUGCUGCUCAGAUUGAGAUGAACAAGAAGCGUGAAGCUGAGUUCCAGAAGCUCCGUCGUGACCUGGAGGAGGCUACUCUGCAGCAUGAAGCUACCGCUGCUGCUCUUCGCAAGAAGCAGGCUGACAGCGUUGCUGAGCUGGGAGAGCAGAUCGACAACCUCCAGCGUGUCAAGCAGAAGCUUGAGAAGGAAAAGAGUGAAUACAAGAUGGAGAUUGACGACCUGUCCAGCAACAUGGAAGCUGUCGCUAAAGCAAAGGGAAAUCUUGAAAAGAUGUGCCGUACUCUUGAGGACCAACUUAGUGAACUGAAGGCCAAAAAUGAUGAAAAUGUCCGUCAGAUCAAUGAUUUGGGUGCACAGAAAGCACGUCUCCUUACUGAAAAUGGUGAGUUCAGCCGUCAGAUUGAAGAGAAAGAAGCUCUAGUCUCUCAGCUGACCAGAGGCAAACAGGCCUUCACACAGCAGAUUGAGGAGCUGAAGAGACACACUGAAGAGGAGAUUAAGGCCAAGAAUGCCCUUGCCCAUGCACUGCAGUCAGCUCGCCACGACUGUGACCUGCUGAGGGAGCAGUUUGAGGAGGAGCAGGAGGCCAAGGCUGAGCUGCAGCGUUCCAUGUCCAAGGCCAACAGUGAGGUGGCUCAGUGGAGAAGCAAAUAUGAAACUGAUGCUAUCCAGCGCACUGAGGAACUUGAGGAAGCCAAGAAAAAGCUGGCCCAGCGCCUUCAGGAGGCUGAGGAGCAGAUCGAGGCUGUUAACUCCAAGUGUGCUUCUCUGGAGAAGACUAAACAGAGGCUCCAGAGUGAAGUGGAGGACCUCAUGAUUGAUGUGGAGAGAGCUAAUGGCCUAGCCGCCAACCUGGACAAGAAGCAGAGGAACUUUGACAAGGUGUUGGCAGAGUGGAAACAGAAGUAUGAGGAGGGUCAGGCAGAGGUGGAAGGAGCUCAGAAGGAGGCUCGUUCUCUCAGCACUGAACUGUUCAAGAUGAAGAACUCCUAUGAGGAAGCCUUGGAUCAGCUGGAGACCAUGAAGCGUGAAAACAAGAACCUGCAACAGGAGAUUUCAGAUCUGACUGAACAGAUUGGUGAGACUGGAAAGAGCAUUCAUGAGCUGGAGAAGUCCAAGAAGCAGGUGGAGACAGAGAAGGCUGAGAUCCAGACAGCUCUUGAAGAGGCUGAGGGAACUCUGGAGCACGAAGAGUCUAAGAUCCUGCGUGUUCAGCUGGAGCUCAACCAGGUCAAAGGUGAAGUAGACAGGAAGCUGGCAGAGAAAGAUGAAGAGAUUGAGCAGAUCAAGAGGAACAGCCAGAGAGUGAUUGACUCCAUGCAGAGCACUCUGGAUUCUGAGGUCAGGAGCAGGAAUGAUGCCCUGAGAAUCAAGAAGAAGAUGGAGGGUGAUCUGAAUGAGAUGGAGAUUCAGCUGAGCCAUGCUAAUCGCCAGGCUGCUGAGUCCCAGAAACAGCUGAGAAAUGUCCAGGCACAGCUGAAGGAUGCACAAUUGCACCUGGAUGAUGCUGUCAGGUCUCAGGAUGACCUCAAGGAACAAGCUGCUAUGGUGGAGCGCAGGAACGGUCUCAUGGUAGCUGAAAUUGAAGAGCUUAGAGCUGCUCUGGAACAGACAGAGAGAAGCCGCAAAAUCGCUGAGCAGGAGCUGGUGGACGCCAGUGAGCGUGUUGGUCUGCUGCACUCUCAGAACACAAGCCUUCUGAACACCAAGAAGAAGCUUGAGGCUGACCUGGUUCAGAUCCAGAGUGAAGUGGAGGACACUGUUCAGGAAGCAAGAAAUGCAGAGGAGAAGGCCAAGAAGGCCAUCACCGAUGCUGCUGUGAUGGCUGAGGAGCUGAAGAAGGAGCAGGACACUAGCGCUCACCUGGAGAGGAUGAAGAAGAACCUUGAGGCUGCUGUUAAGGACCUGCAGCACCGCCUGGAUGAGGCUGAGAAUCUGGCUAUGAAGGGUGGCAAGAAACAGCUCCAGAAACUUGAGUCCAGGGUGCGUGAGCUGGAGGCUGAGGUUGAAGCUGAGCAGAGGCGUGGUGCAGAUGCUGUUAAGGGUGUCCGCAAAUAUGAGAGGAGAGUGAAGGAGCUCACCUAUCAGGUAAACCACAUUAAUAUUUUACAUCCAUCCAUCCAUUCUGUUCCACUUAUCCUUAUCAGGGUCGCGGGGGGCUGGAGCCUAUCCCAGCAACCAGAGGAUCACAUUUUUAAAAUGUGUUUUCUUUUACAGACUGAGGAGGACAAGAAAAACAUUAACAGGCUGCAGGAUCUGGUUGACAAGCUGCAGCUCAAGGUGAAGGCCUACAAGAGGCAGGCUGAGGAAGCGGAGGAGCAGGCCAAUGUCCAUCUGUCCAAGUACAGGAAGCUCCAGCAUGAGCUUGAGGAGGCUGAGGAACGUGCCGAUAUUGCUGAGUCCCAGGUCAACAAGCUGAGAGCUAAGAGCCGCGACUCUGGCAAGGGAAAAGAUGCAGCUGAAUAAAACACACGUGUGAAUGGUGCAUUUCUAAUCAUACAAUAUGACGUGAAAUACACUCCAAUAAAAUAUUUUUUAUCAUAA
Messenger RNA from Oreochromis aureus, 6132 nucleotides. Its product is annotated as myosin heavy chain, fast skeletal muscle-like. NCBI's taxonomy places the organism in Eukaryota, Metazoa, Chordata, Actinopteri, Cichliformes, Cichlidae. Bases 121 to 6054 code for a protein of 1977 amino acids. The transcript is spliced from 40 exons. Gene Ontology annotation, molecular function: actin filament binding; ATP binding; cytoskeletal motor activity. The record is from RefSeq and is a predicted model, not a curated record. Gene Ontology annotation, cellular component: myosin complex.